This is a messenger RNA of Manis pentadactyla (Chinese pangolin), 2447 nucleotides long. Its product is annotated as ARF GTPase-activating protein GIT2-like. NCBI's taxonomy places the organism in Eukaryota, Metazoa, Chordata, Mammalia, Pholidota, Manidae. Gene Ontology annotation, biological process: brain development; regulation of ARF protein signal transduction. The record is from RefSeq and is a predicted model, not a curated record. Gene Ontology annotation, molecular function: GTPase activator activity; protein binding.
AUGAAGGGCGGGUUUGGACAUGGAAGGUUUCCCUGCACACUUUGCCACUCGGGAAUGUGGCGCCACUGUCGGCUUUCAAAUUCCUUCAAGUGUUUCAGUGUUCUUGUUCAUAGCGGAAGCGCAGCCGCCGCCGCCUUCGCGGUCCUGGGACCCUUGGUUCCCGGCAGGUGGGAGGCGGGAGCCACGUCGAAGCGGCUCCGGAGCAGCGAGGUGUGCGCUGACUGCAGCGGGCCAGAUCCUUCCUGGGCAUCAGUAAAUAGGGGAACUUUUAUAUGUGAUGAGCGCUGCAGUGUCCAUCGGAGUCUAGGACACCAUAUCUCUCAAGUAAGGCACCUUAAACACACACCCUGGCCUCCAACAUUGCUUCAGAUGGUUGAAACCUUGUAUAAUAAUGGUGCUAAUUCUAUAUGGGAGCAUUCUUUGCUGGACCCUGCCUCUAUUAUGAGCGGAAGGCGUAAAGCUAAUCCACAGGAUAAAGUACAUCCAAAUAAAGCGGAAUUCAUAAGAGCCAAGUAUCAGAUGUUAGCAUUUGUCCAUCGCUUGCCCUGCAGGGAUGACGAUAGUGUGACUGCUAAAGAUCUUAGUAAGCAACUCCAUUCAAGCGUGAGAACAGGGAAUCUUGAAACCUGUUUAAGGCUGUUAUCUUUAGGAGCACAAGCCAACUUCUUUCACCCUGAGAAGGCAAACACUCCACUCCAUGUGGCCUCCAAAGCAGGGCAGGUUUUACAGGCAGAAUUAUUGGCAGUAUAUGGAGCAGACCCAGGCACACAAGAUUCUAGUGGGAAAACUCCUGCUGAUUAUGCAAGGCAAGGAGGGCACCAUGAGCUGGCAGAGCGCCUUGUAGAAAUACAGUAUGAGCUGACAGACAGACUAGCCUUCUAUCUCUGUGGCAGAAAACCAGAUCACAAAAAUGGACAGCACUUUAUAACUCAUAUGGCAGACAGAAGCCUGGAUUUGUCUGAAUUGGCAAAAGCUGCUAAGAAGAAACUUCAAUCUCUAAGUAAUCAUUUGUUUGAAGAACUUGCCAUGGACGUGUACGAUGAAGUUGGCAGGCGAGAGACUGGUGCAGUCUGGCUUGCCACGCAAAACCACAGAACCCUGGUAACUGAGACAACUGUUGUCCCCUUCCUUCCGGUCAAUCCUGAGUACUCAUCGACACGACACCACGGCAGACAGAAAUUAGCUUGGUUUAACGCCCGUGAGUUUGCCACGCUGGUUAUCGACAUUCUCAGUGAUGCCAAGAAGAGACAUCAAGGUAGUCCUCUUUCUAGCUCAAAAGACAAUGUGGAGCUCAUACUGAAAACGAUCAAUAACCAGCACAGUAUUGAGAGUCAGGACAAUGACCAACCAGAUUAUGACAGUGUGGCAUCAGAUGAAGACACAGAUCUGGAAGCUGGUGCAAGCAAGGCAAACAGGCAGAAGAGCCUAGAUUCAGAUUUAUCAGAUGGACCAGUCACUUUGCAGGAAUUUAUGGAGGUCAAAAACGCUCUAGUGGCUUCUGAGGCCAAGAUACAACAGCUAAUUAAGCUUCAAACACUCCAGAGUGAAAAUUCGAACCUCAGGAAACAGGCCACAACCAAUAUAUAUCAGGUGCAAACUGGUUCUGAGUACACAGACACUUCCAACCACUCUUCCUUAAAGCGACGUCCGUCUGCCCGGGGCAGUAGGCCCAUGCCCAUGUACGAGACGGGAUCAGGUCAGAAACCAUAUCUCCCAAUGGGAGAAGUGAACUGCCCUGAGGAGAGCAGGACAAAACUCCAGCCUUUCCCCGCACACACAUCCAGGCUAGAGAAGCAGAACAGCACACCUGAAAGUAACUAUGACAACACUCCCAAUGAUGUGGACCCAGAUGACCCAGGGUCAAGCAGAAAGGGAAGGCAAAGGAGUGUGCUGUGGCAAGGGGAUGGCUCGGUGCCAGAUAUAGCAGAAGCCCACACGGUCCCAAGCCCCAUCCUCCCCAGCACCGAAGACGUCAUCAGGGAGACUAAGCAGAUCACCAAAAACAUGCAGGAGCUCUUAAGAGCAGCCCAAGAAAAUAAACACGACAGUUAUAUUCCCUGCUCAGAGAGGAUACACGUAGCUGUUACAGAAAUGGCAGCAUUAUUCCCCAAAAAACCCAAGUCUGACAUGGUGAGGACUUCCCUUCGCUUACUGACAUGUAGUGCCUACCGCCUCCAGUCAGAGUGCAAGAACCUUCUGGGGGACUCUGGCCCAUCCACAGACAUCCAGCUGGUCACCCAGCAGGUCAUCCAGUGUGCGUAUGACAUAGCCAAGGCCGCCAAACAGCUGGUUACCAUCACCACCAAAGAGAACAACAACUGAGCCGGAGAGUGCUGGUCCUUCCGUUUUCUAGGCUUUGUAAAGUCUGGUUUCAAAUUUAUGGAACUCUUCUGAUUUUUACAGAAACAAACAUUUAAUGAAAGUUUAAAACAUUAAAAAAAAAUAAA